Linum tenue is the source of this 1826-nucleotide messenger RNA. The record is from the annotation of a GenBank genome assembly. NCBI's taxonomy places the organism in Eukaryota, Viridiplantae, Streptophyta, Magnoliopsida, Malpighiales, Linaceae.
CCCUCCCCUCCCCACCCCACUCGACUCCAUCGAUAACACAGGAAAAAGGGCCACAAAACGGAUCCGCUUCGCCAACACAGAGGAUCUAGGGUUCCUCCCUUCCGGAUCUCUCUCCGCCAAAUCUCCUUCCUCCCCUUUCCAUCCCACUUCUCUCUCGCCGAUCAUCGUCGCGAUAGGACGGAUUUGAUUUCCGGUUGCUGGUUCAGUGAUGUUUCUGCGCCAUAAUUAGGGUUAUCGAAUCCUGGAAAAAAGUGCCGGCGAUGAACUUUUUUUGUGAUUUAAGACAUAUCUUGGUGAAGAGAAAUUGGAAAUUAACGAACUGACAGCGGCGGAAGGGGAAGGAGUCACUGAAGUUGGAAGAGUGUCGUGGUUGGUUUCUGUAAAUAUGAGAGGAUCAGAAAAAUCGAGAAGGGUUACUUGGGCGUCGGAUGUUAAUCUUUGUCAGGUGCGCCUAUUUCUAACGGAAGAAUCUCCUUCACAAGUUGGAGGAGUAACCGGUCAAGAUCACCUUCAAGCGAAGGCCUCGUGGGUGUCCCAUUCAACCGGGACAGCUAGUGAUGAUGUUCUCCCUCCUGGGUUUGAGCUAGCCCAGUCUUCGAACCAAUCACAAAUCAAAGCAUCCGAUGUUCCUGUCAUCAAAUGGAGGUCUCCACCUAGGUUUACAAUGGACGCACAGUGGAUAGUUGUUGCUGGAGAAGAGAGCCAGGAUGUUGAGGCUCAAAACCAACGAGAGAUGCGUGUGCUUGAAGCUGUUUAUCCUCGCCCUUCUGCCAUCCCAACAAAUCCGGCUUUUCCUGGAGAAACAGACUCCCAUCAUAAUGACGACCAUGUUCUGCUAAUUCCCAUCGCUGUUAUCGAGGAUGAGGACUCCUCUGAUAUUGUGGGAACCAUGAGUGCACAACAACCACAGUCAUCGUCAGCUCCUGGGGUUGCACCUCAAUUUGCCAGCACUGCUGCUGAACCUGAUGUAGUAGCUGCAGCAUCGGCUGCAUUUGCUGCCAUCAACAGAAGCAACGAGCAAGGAAGCUUGAUAGACCAUGACUUGCUCAUCAAGAUUCUCAGCAACCCGAAACUGAUCGAGAAAUUAGUGAAAGAUCACGGAGCCUCUGCUGCUGCCACCACCUCAGCUGUCCAAAACUCGAAACAACCUUUCAUAGCUUCAUCUGAACCGUUUUACGGUCAUGCCAACAUGGGAGGACGAACGAUUCCUCCUGGUCCAAAUGUUCAUGCGGCUCCACCCCCCGGACCGUUUAUGAACAUUCCUCCACCUGUGGUUGCCACAUCAGCUUCUUCCGGCGGCCCCCCACCAUCCAUGAAGGAUUUCAGUUACUAUAAGAACUUGAUUCAGCAGCAUGGAGGCGAGAGACAACCAGACCGAUACGGUGGUCAACAACAACCCCAACACCAACAACAUAGACAGCAGCAAGAUCAACUAGGGUAUUCGAAAUCAUCCAAGGAUUCAAAGACCAAAAUCAUGAAACCCUGUCUCUAUUUCAACAGCUCGAGAGGGUGCAGGAACGGAGCGAACUGCGCCUUUCAGCACGACAAUGCUGCUCCACCUCAACCGAGAGGGAGCAGUAUGGCCUCGUCUGAGAUGCAGAGCUCCAAGAGGAUGAAAAUGGAUAGAGAGAUUAGCAGUUGAAAGAGUUCCGUGACUACAUGUAGUUUAUUUUACAUUUGGGGGAAAAGCUUGUUGCAGCUGUACAUUUUUUAGGCGAGAGAGGCUUCUAUGGCCUGUUUUGUGCUGCAGGAAAUUCGCCUUAUUUGUUCCCCACAGCGAAGUUUUAAUUUACCAGGGAUGCACCAUUCAUCAAGUCUCAACUUGC